AUGACGGUGACAGCCCCACAGCCGUUAGACUUGUCGCACCACUACUCCUAUACUGCCAAAAAUCGUAUCCCCAGUUCUGUGAAAAGCUUCUACAAGUAUUAUUCUGUUCCGGGCAUUGCCAAUCUCGCGGGAGGUUUACCAAACCCGGCGUACUUCCCUUAUGACACGCUCGAGGCCACAGUCGCCAAGCCAGAGCGCCUAAAGCCCAGCACCGACGCAGACUCAAAACCAGAUCGAGUUAAUGUACCUAAACUAUCGCAAACCGCCGACAUUCAAACACGGAUAGACUUGACUACUGCUCUUCAGUAUGGAACUGCUGAAGGAUAUCCUGCCCUAUUGGCUUUCCUACGCCAAUUUGUCCGCAAUCAUCUCCAUCCCAAUGUGCCCUAUGAAGGAGGGGCAGAUAUCAUUCUAAGCUGUGGUAAUACCGACGGCUUUUCUAAGGCUCUUGAUCUUUUUGUCAAUCCUUGGAAUCCGCACCGAGAUUGGGUUCAUCAACGAGAAGGAAUUUUGUGUGAGGAGUUUACAUACAUGAAUGCUAUUCAAACUGCUCAACCUUUGGGCUUGAAUAUAGUGGGCGUGGCGAUGGAUGGCGAGGGGAUGCGUGCUUCAGGCAAAGGAGGCCUCGCUGACGUGUUAGAAAAUUGGAAUUUUCGACAGGGUCGUCGGCCUCAUGUUAUGUAUACGGUGACGGUUGGUCAAAAUCCGUCGGGUGCUGUGUUGCCAAUCGAACGGAAAAAGGAAAUAUACGCCAUCUGUCAAAGAUAUGACGUGGUUGUUGUUGAAGACGAGCCAUACUGGAACUUGCAGUUCCCAUCUGCAUACGAAAUGGAGGCACAUGCACGUGGCUUAUCAGGUACAUCGUCACGAUACAAUAAGAAGCAAGGAAAGUCGUCGGGUUAUUCAUUUCUCGAUUCAUUGGUUCCCUCAUAUCUAUCAAUUGAUACCGAUGGCCGAGUAGUAAGACUCGACACGUUCUCGAAGACCAUUGCUCCGGGUAGUCGACUUGGCUGGAUUACUGCUCAGCCCGCUAUAAUCGAACGUCUGACUCGUAUCACUGAAUCCUCCACGCAGCAACCAUCUGGAUUUGUGCAAUCAAUUAUUGCUGAAACUAUUAUGGGAAACCAAUGUGGGGAUUCAAAGUCUCGAGUCUCCAAGGUACGAGAAGGCAAAGGGUGGCAGAUGGCCGGCUGGGUCCGCUGGCUUGAAGGGUUGCGAGCCGGUUAUGAGAAGCGCAUGCAGGCCAUGUGCACCAUUCUAGAAGACAACAAGUUCUUUCUCUCAGAAGACUUCGAGAGCUUCCCCUCUGCAACCACAAAUCAGGCUGACGGUUGGGAAAUAAUUGACCGUAUCCAGAUGUUUAACUUCGUUUGGCCAAAGGCUGGCAUGUUCGCCUGGAUAGAGGUGUAUUUUGAGACUCAUCCUCUUCGAUCCCAAUAUAGCUCUGAAAAGAUCUCUCAGGCUCUUUGGGUUCACUUGACACGAAAGCCGACUCUAUGCCUAGUUGGCCCAGGCAGCAUGUUUGCUCCUACUUCGAAAUCUUUAGAGCGGGCUCACAGGUAUAUACGCAUUUCUUUCGCACCGAUGGACCUUGAAGAAGUUGCACCAUUCACUAGCAGACUUGUGCAUGGAUUCCGAUCGUUUUGGAAACGCAAGAAUUUGGAUGACUUGGAAGAUGAUAUUUCUAAUUUAGAUAUGCUAGCGGUACGGGCAGGCUCCAGGGCCCAUUUUUCAGCAACGAGCUAUUGA
This is a messenger RNA of Penicillium angulare, 1749 nucleotides long. Its product is annotated as putative aromatic amino acid aminotransferase. Gene Ontology annotation, molecular function: pyridoxal phosphate binding; transaminase activity. The record is from RefSeq and is a predicted model, not a curated record. NCBI's taxonomy places the organism in Eukaryota, Fungi, Ascomycota, Eurotiomycetes, Eurotiales, Aspergillaceae. Gene Ontology annotation, biological process: biosynthetic process. The transcript has 3 exons. The coding region runs from base 1 to 1749 and encodes 582 amino acids.